GACAUGUACAGUUCAGAAGUUUCAGCAAUGUUUAAGUUCUCUUCAGUCGGUCACCCAGAACCAGGAUCUUGUCUUCGCUACCACCAUGCAAGAGUUGGAGGCAGGGUGUGGGCUGAGGGAGAGUGUCCGGUGUUUUGACAGCCACAAGGAGAGAUGCUUCACCCAGACACAACAAAAAGUUUUCAAUCACGUGCUUGCAGGGGCUCGUCAGUUUAUUGCAGAAUUGUGUAUACCGGGUCGCGUACAAGAAGAGUAUUUGCUUCAUGCCAAGUGUUUUAAAAACGUCUCCAUGGAUGAAGAGAAGUGCGGGCCUACUUACCGCCAUACUCUGUGGUUGUCAGAAAACGUGAAACAAGAAGGAAACGUUGAAGAAGAACUGCGGAAAACUUGUUGUGCCUUUAGUGAGUUUGUGCAUUGUAAAUACAUCCACGUGACCAACGAUUGUGGACCUGAAGCAGGAACAUUUCUUCGGCGACACAUGGAGCGGAUAUCCGGCAACCUGAUUCACGAACACUGCGCCGCCUAUACGCACAGAUCUAAAGCUUGUGUUAAUAAGAGCGCACAAACCUUUUUGUUUGGAAAAUCCACUUUUAUGAGUCUGUUUUUCAUGUACGUAGUUUUUACUGAACUCACUUGAAAAUCCCAUUAGGGUGAUAAUUUCAAAUCUAAUAAUAUAUCGUUUGUUUUUGUGUGUAUUUGAGAAUACAG
Molecule: messenger RNA, 708 nt
Organism: Limulus polyphemus (Atlantic horseshoe crab)
Lineage: Eukaryota; Metazoa; Arthropoda; Merostomata; Xiphosura; Limulidae
Exons: 4
Coding region: 86-637 (183 amino acids)
Source: RefSeq, a predicted model, not a curated record